This is a messenger RNA of Dama dama (fallow deer), 3016 nucleotides long. It is a transcript of the gene MGLL, whose product is annotated as monoglyceride lipase. The coding region runs from base 136 to 1077 and encodes 313 amino acids. Lineage: Eukaryota; Metazoa; Chordata; Mammalia; Artiodactyla; Cervidae. Gene Ontology annotation, cellular component: membrane. The transcript has 8 exons. Gene Ontology annotation, molecular function: lipase activity. The record is from RefSeq and is a predicted model, not a curated record.
GGCGCUAGCUGGGAAGCUGGGGGUGGGGGGGGGGAACGUGGGGGGCGCCCCCCGCCAAGAUGAAGGGGCUGCCCCGGCUGGCCUGGCCCUGACGCUCCGGGUUGAGCGCUGGUGGAUCGCAGAAGCCCGGUCGUGAUGCAGACAGCACCUGAAGAUCCUUUCAGAAUGCCAGAGGAACGUUCCCCCCGGCUGACCCCACAGAACGUUCCCUACCAGGACCUCCCUCACCUGGUCAACGCUGACGGACAGUACCUCUUCUGCCGGUACUGGAAACCCUCGGGCGCGCCCAGGGCACUGGUGUUCGUGUCCCACGGAGCCGGCGAGCACUGUGGCCGUUACGAGGAGCUGGCGCAGAUGCUGGUGGGGCUGGGCCUGCUGGUCUUCGCCCACGACCACGUCGGCCACGGGCAGAGUGAGGGUGAGAGGAUGGUGGUGUCCGACUUCCACAUCUUUGUCAGGGACGUGCUACAGCAUGUGGACGCCGUGCAGAAGGACCACCCGGGGCUGCCCAUCUUCCUCCUGGGCCACUCCAUGGGUGGCGCGAUCUCCAUCCUCACGGCUGCGGAGAGGCCGGGCCACUUCUCCGGCAUGGUCCUCAUCUCCCCGCUGGUUGUCGCCAAUCCAGACUCGGCGACGCUUUUCAAGGUCUUUGCUGCUAAAGUUCUCAACCUCGUCCUGCCGAACAUGUCCCUGGGCCGGAUCGACUCCAGCGUGCUCUCGAGGAAUAAGACGGAGGUGGACAUCUACAACGCGGACCCCCUGGUCUGCCGGGCAGGGCUCAAAGUCUGCUUUGGCGUCCAGCUGCUCAACGCGGUGUCGCGGGUGGAGCGGGCACUGCCCAAGCUGACGCUGCCUUUCCUGCUGCUGCAGGGCUCCGCCGACCGCCUCUGCGACAGCAGGGGCGCCUACCUGCUCAUGGAGUCGGCCAAGAGCCAGGACAAGACGCUCAAGAUUUACGAAGGUGCCUACCACAUCCUCCACAAAGAGCUUCCCGAGGUGACCAGCUCCGUCUUCCGGGAGAUAAACACGUGGGUCUCGCAAAGGACAGUGGUGGCAGGAAUGGGGUGCCCACCCUGAGCCCCCUGGCUGGCUUUGGGGCCCACGUCGGGAAGCGGGCAGAGGAAGGGCAGGGGCUGGCUUCUCAGACGUGGCUAACACAUGCUCUCUCACACACACACACACACACACACACACACACCCCACAGACUGGAGGAAUCCCUAGCACAACUGACUCAGACAGUCUUGUCAUCAGUCAGGCUGUCCACCGCUGGAUCUGCCUUAAACGGUGGACACUUUAUGCAAAAACUGGAGGUCACGGGCACUUUCCAGAGAACGUGCUGGAAGGCCUGAGGCCACAGGGAGCCCUGCCCCGCCUCUCCCGCCCUGCAGGAUCCCAGGACCACCCCCUCCACCCCAGCAAUAACUGGAGGGCGCCCUCCCACCGCCCUGCCUGUGCCCCGUGGGACGCGGGGUGGCGUCCACUGCCCAGGGCUGACUGGCGUGCCCGCGGGCCCACCCUGACCUGCGUCAGCUCUGUGAGCCCCAGGGGCGGGGGCCUGGGCGUGGGAAGGGGACCCCCAGCCCCGCCCCUCCCGGGCGCGUGGGGCGGCCGCUGCUCCCUGACUGCUCACCCGCCGCUCCGCUCCGAGGGCCGCUGUGCUGGACGUCUGUUCAGACGCGGAGGCUGUGGGCGGGAAGCAGGGGUCUUGACCGCGUGACGCCGCGGAGCUACUUCCGGUGGCCGAAGCCGAUCCCAGGCGGUGCCCCGCCCAAGGCCCCAGCAGAAGGGCGGCCGGGCCCCCCCACAGCAGCCGUUUACUGGUGCCCCGCCCGCCCCCCACCCCCCGCCCUCGGCCCUCCCUGCUCUGGCUGGUAAUCGGGGACCUCGCCGCCCAGGGGGUGCUUUUGCUGUCCGUGUGAGCGUGGUAGGGGCGCUGAGCCUCGGGAAGGGAAGGCGCGGCCCCCGGACAUGGGGCGGGUGGGAUUAGCUCCAGCGGCGGGAGCUGCUGCCCGCUGCACCCCGUUCUUCUGGGGCGGCCCAACGCCUCCAUUCCAGGGCCCCCCACCGCACGCUGAGCCAGAGCAUGCCCCCCAGCAAAGUAGCUGCGUGGGUUCGUGGAGAGGGGACCGGCCGGGUCCCCAUGGAGAGCGGCUUCAUUACCCUGUUUUCCUCUGGAGGACGAAAAACACUUAGAAAAUGCCCGGAGGGCUCCGCCCGCUGUCCUCCUGGGCCGAGGAGCCGCAGAGACGCCAGGCAUCAGCCCACACCCGGCCACCGCCAUGCCUCGUGCGGAAGCAUGGUACCACGGCGGGCACUUCCCAAGCCGAAUGCCGGGCGGGCAUGUGGUCUGACUCGGAGUCUUUCGCCGCGUUGACUUAUUUUCUCUGAAAGCUUUCAGAGAUGCACAUUCAGCCUCCUUCAGCGAUCUGGUCAAAGAAUCACCUGUAUUUGAAAGACGUUCCUCGGAUCUGGGACUGUUUUCCUCACUGGGGUGGGCUGGGCUCCCCCUCCACGGUCAGGGUGUGGGCAGCCAUGUCUGGGCCCCGUCCUGGCAGCGCCCAGCGAGUCCUGCGUUGGGGUCGCCCACCGUGCUGAACCCGGAGCCUGGGCCGUGCCCUCCCGUCCCUCAGCAGUGCAGGGAAACCGGGUGUACACAGGUGGCAAGGCCGCAGGGGCCUGGCCCUGGGCGGGAGGACCACUGAGGCCAGGGAGGGGCGGGUGGACGCGCUGCUCGGACCCGCGGCCGAGCCUGUGUGGACCCGUCAGCCUGUGCUGACCCCCGCGUCCCCUCGGCCCUGGUGCUCGAAUCCCCCCCGCAGGCCCUUGUCCCCCCCUCACCGACUGCUAACACCCGCCCUUAGGACCACAGUGACUUCACGUGGUUUCCUGGUUUGCUGUCACCCCCACGGCUCAGCCACCUCCCUACAUGUCCGCUGUCAGCGGGGCCCCAUGUAUCUGGCAAAGUUAGUGCACCAACGUGCACCACAGCUAACGCUAAUAAACCACAGUUUCUGA